Messenger RNA from Pieris napi, 4225 nucleotides. RefSeq names its product transient-receptor-potential-like protein (gene trpl). Gene Ontology annotation, cellular component: cation channel complex; membrane. Gene Ontology annotation, biological process: regulation of cytosolic calcium ion concentration; manganese ion transport; calcium ion transmembrane transport. The transcript is spliced from 24 exons. Gene Ontology annotation, molecular function: inositol 1,4,5 trisphosphate binding; protein binding; store-operated calcium channel activity. Bases 81 to 3542 code for a protein of 1153 amino acids. Lineage: Eukaryota; Metazoa; Arthropoda; Insecta; Lepidoptera; Pieridae. The record is from RefSeq and is a predicted model, not a curated record.
AGGGCCAGAAUAGCAGUAGUAUCGCGUCAGCCUCGGCGAUCCAUUCGUUUGCGGGGACGUUUGCUGCUUCUUCCCUCAAAAUGGGGGAUAAAAAGGAUUUGGAAAAUGGGGAUGGCUUGGCGGAGAAGAUUCGUAAACCAAUUAAAUUACCAAUGCUGCCAAAGAAUCUUAAUCUAGAUGAGAAGAAGUAUCUCAUGGCUGUUGAGAGAGGGGACAUCGCGAAUGUUAGACGAAUGAUCCAAAGAGCCCACCGAAAGAACCACAUAGAUUUAAAUUGUGUGGAUUCUCUCGGUCGCGGUGCUUUGACUCUCGCCAUUGAUGGAGACAACCUGGAGAUGGUGGAGCUCCUUGUGGUGAUGGGUGUACAGACCAAAGAUGCCUUGCUCCAAGCAAUUAACGCAGAGUUCGUUGAAGCUGUUGAAUUGUUAUUGGAGCAUGAAGAGUUGAUACACAAGCAUCCAGCACCAUAUAGCUGGCAAACAGUGGAUCCGACGACAGCCCUCUUCACACGUGACCUCACUCCACUUGUUUUAGCGGCACAUAAGAACAACUACGAAAUAAUCAAAAUCCUUCUCGACAGAGGUGCAACGUUACCAGAUCCUCAUGAUAUACGAUGCGGCUGCGAUGAAUGUAUAAUAGAUUCAACUGAAGAUCCAUUACGACACUCUCUCGCCCGUCUCAACGCGUACAAAGCCAUGGCGUCCCCGUCUCUUAUAGCUUUAUCUUCUACCGACCCAAUUUUGACUGCAUUUGAACUGUCUUGGGAACUACGGAACUUGGCGUAUGCUGAACAGGAAUGUAAAGCAGAGUACCUUGAACUACGUUGUCAAGUGCAAAGGUUCGCUGUAGAUCUCCUCAACCAGUCUCGAAGCUCUCAGGAGUUGGCCAUCAUCCUGAAUCAUGAUCCCGAGGAGCCAUUUGAAGAAGGAGACCAUAUGAAGUUGGCUAGAUUGGAACUGGCUGUCGAUUUUAAACAAAAGAAUUUCGUAGCUCAUCCAAAAAUCCAGCAACUUCUAGCGUCUUUAUGGUACGCGGGAGUUCCAGGAUUCCGACGCAAGUCAAAUAUAGAGAAAAUGUUCAUCAUUAUGCGAGUAGCAUUACUAUUCCCGUACUACUGUCUACUGUAUAUGGUAGCACCGAAUUGUGAUACUGGGAAGCUGAUGAGGAAGCCAUUCAUGAAGUUUUUGAUACAUGCAUCAAGUUAUUUGUUCUUUUUACUAAUCUUGAUAUUGGUAUCACAAAGAGCAGAAGUUCAAGUCGUUCAACUAUUCGGGCCUGAGUGGAUGGUGAAGAAGGUAGAAGAAGAACUGAAGAGACAGAGGGGGAAUGGCCCCACUGUUUUGGAAAUACUUGUUCUUGUAUAUGUGAUUGGUUUCAUUUGGGAAGAAACACAAGAGAUGUACACCGAAGGCUUUCGCGCUUAUCUCCGCAACAUGUGGAACUUUAUCGACUUCACCCGUAACACGUUAUAUGUGUCCGUUGCGUUGCUACGUUUUGUGGCUUAUUUGCAGCAAAAUGCUGAGAUAAAACGCGAUCCCAACACAAGAUUUAUACCAAGAGAGCAGUGGGAUGAUUUCGACCCGCAGUUGAUUGCUGAGGGUUUAUUUGCUGCUGCGAACGUGUUUAGUGCGUUGAAACUGGUACAUCUAUUUUCUAUAAACCCUCACCUGGGCCCACUUCAGAUCUCGCUUGGGAGAAUGGUCAUCGACAUCGUCAAGUUCUUCUUUAUCUAUAGUCUUGUGCUGUUCGCUUUUGCUUGCGGUCUGAAUCAAUUGCUUUGGUAUUUCGCCGAUUUGGAAAAGCAAAAAUGUUACGCUUUACCCGGCGGUCUCCCGGAUUGGGAACACGCGGGUGACUCUUGCACUAAAUGGAGAAGUUUUGGAAAUGUAUUUGAAGCUUCGCAAUCACUUUUCUGGGCAUCGUUCGGCAUGGUCGGUCUGGACAGUUUCGAACUGGCCGGAAUCAAAAGUUACACCAGGUUUUGGGGUCUGCUGAUGUUUGGGUCCUACUCCGUUAUCAAUGUGAUCGUUCUACUGAACCUACUAAUCGCUAUGAUGUCCAAUUCGUACGCUCAUAUUGAUAAACAUUCAGACGUGGAAUGGAAGUACGCAAGGACACGUUUAUGGAUGUCAUAUUUUGAAGACAGUCCCACGUUACCACCGCCCUUCAACAUACUGCCAACACCAAAGCGAGUUAUGAAGAUCUUCAGUCUGAUGAAGAAGAAUAAGGAAGUUCAAGUUAAGGUGGAAAAAGAGAAAGAGGAUGAUGCACGGUACACAGCAGUUAUGCGUGCUUUAGUAUGGCGUUACGUGUCUGCUAUGCACAGGAAGCUGGAAGAGGAACCUGUCACGGAAGAUGAUAUUAAUGAACUGAAGGUAGAUGUAUCUGCAUUGAGAUACGAACUCCUGGAUGUGCUGGGAAGGAACGGAAUGGAUGUUUCUUUCACUAAUCGCAAGGAAAAAGCUGUUCUUGGCAAGCGCAUGAAAGUCUGGGAACGAAGGCUAAUGAAGGACUUUCAAGUGGGUCCUGUCUCCGUUAUGGAUGACGAGGGGAAGCCAGCGAAUGAAGAUGCCCUCGCCAGGUUCCGCAGAAUCGCUAGAAUGGCCGCCGCUGCCAACAGCAAUGAUAAAUGGAAACAAACGCUUGCUGCUACUGGAGUGUGUCUCUACAGGUCUCAAAUCGGUCGAUGCCGAACCCGUGAGUCGUUCAGAAGCCAGCAGAAACUGCAGCAGGCCAUUGAACAUGCUAAACGACUUGUUAUGCGUUCACCGCUACCAGAUGGAUCCCGGUCCACAUCUCCAGUUCAAAUGCCAGUGUCUCCCGGACACACACUGACGGAGCUGAUUAAGGAUAUUUCUCAGGAUGUUGGUGCCGUUGUUGAUAUGAGGACUCCAGUGCCUAACAGGGUCCAUGACAACCUUCUAAGUGUCCCGGGAUCAAUGGUAUCUCGAAGCCCAGCGCCUACAAACCAAGAAAGCAACACAGCUCGUAAGCCACGAUCACGAAGUUCUUCACCAAAUCGACCUCGGAGCUCGAGUCCAAACCCUGGAUCCAGCCCAACCCUUGCUAUUGGAGAUGACCGAUCAGUGGAUCCAAGUCCAUUAAAAUCAAAACGUGUGACUGAUCCCACUACGGUCCCAAAAGUUGUGAAAAGGAAAUCACCAUCACCAUCCAAUGAUCAGCAAGUAACGGAUGCAGAUGGUUGCGGUGACGCCGUGGCAAGACCAGUUGCUGGAGAGCUUCGACCGAAGGGCACCCUGCCUCCUCCACCGUGUCACAAAGCUAAGAUCCAAGCCCCAACAAUGGAAAUCACACCAUGCACUCCUAUAUGCCAACGUGCGUCAACAGCUGGUUCUGAACCAGCGCCAAAGGCAGAGUCUCAGGUGCCAGCAGUGCCAGUUCCUCCACCCAUGCCGGAUUCACCGGUCAAUUCAGUGACGGACAGUACGGAAUAUCUGAUACCAACUCCGGAACCUCUACAGCAAAGAUCUUUGGACGAGAACAUCAGGAGUAUUAGGAAAACAUCGAAAACUUGGCUCUAAUUUACCAUGAAAUUAUUAUUUUGCUAGUAAGCUUCAGAUCCGUAGAAAAGCGAUAUUAAAAUAUAUUUUUAGAAUGUCUUUAAUCCACGAAUAAUUUAAAGUAUUAUAUUUUCUACUUUUGUAUUGUGUAUAUAUGUGUGCCUUAUCAAAACCGUCCAAACAGUAUAUUUAAAAUUCUACUCGCUUAUAUCCUUAAUCCAUAGUUUAAUAUAGAAUUACUACUCCUCCCUAUAUUUUGUAUAAAAUUAUAAAUUAUUGUAUUUCCAGAUCCAAAAUAGAUUAAUAUACUUGCCGCAAGUUUUAAGUGUGCGUCAAGUGUAAACCCUGCCGCGUUAUUAAACAAUUAUACUUAGCAUUCUUGCACGUGUGAAAUUGUGUUAACCAAGGCACUCCAGUUACUCCCUUUUCUCCUUAUUUAUUAAUUCAAAGAUCCAUAAUUGCCGUAAUAUGCAAACAUAUUCUAGUCACUUUUGUAUGAUGUAUUUAAAGCAUUGUAUGUGUAAGCCGGCUAAUGUAAUUAUAAUAGUUUUUUUGCUUCUUUAUACAACGUAUUAAAUUUUAAUUUACGCGAGUACUACACAUUAGCUAUAUUCUAGUUAUAGUAUAGUAGUAGUAAAAAUGUAUUUGCAAGAAUAUGGUACAAAUGUAUGGAGGUGCAAUCUAAAGUUCGCAUUCUGCCACAA